Messenger RNA from Fulvia fulva, 1269 nucleotides. RefSeq lists its product as uncharacterized. Lineage: Eukaryota; Fungi; Ascomycota; Dothideomycetes; Mycosphaerellales; Mycosphaerellaceae. The transcript has a single exon. Gene Ontology annotation, molecular function: transcription coregulator activity. The record is from RefSeq and is a predicted model, not a curated record. Gene Ontology annotation, cellular component: SBF transcription complex; cytoplasm. The coding region runs from base 1 to 1269 and encodes 422 amino acids.
AUGGAGACGAUGACUGCCUCCAACUACACCAACACCCCUCUGGCCCAGACCACAUCGCACAUGCGGACGCCCCAACCCGACCGACCUUCGAAAGCGACGCGACCAGUGCAAGCAGGCGACCCGCAGCAACCGUUGUCCGCGCCGGCAUCGCAAGAGAGCAUGUUGAGUGUGAACAGUGCCGCCAGCAGUGUUAUGCCGCGACUGCAGGCCAGCGACAGCAACUUGUCGCAGCUCACCACUUAUACCGACAACUCGUCGCCGUCGUCGUCGGUCGAGUCCACCGCGCGACAUGCAUCGCAUACGUCACACAAGACCGCCAUACAACGACAGAGGACACCGGACGAUCCGUUACACACAGCAUAUUUGAACGGCGAUCAUGCAUUGGCAAGUCCCAUGAGCAUCACAUCGCCUGCCUUGACGAAUGGUGCAAAGCGGACCGCAAGCGGACACGUCAAGAACGCGCCGAGUCUACCCAAUACGCCUUACACAACAACCUUUCCCGGACGCGCGUCGCGUCGCGAGUCCAUCUCUUCCUCCGGGAGCAGAGCAGGAGAGUUGGCUGCAACGUUGAAGACGCGUCUUGGCUAUGCUAUGGCUAAGGUGCAGAACGGGUGGGAGCACAAGCAGUUGCAUGAAGUCGAGCAAUUGGCCGCAUACAAAGCACGACCCAACCGCCACAGCAUGUCUCAUAUUGACCAGCGGCCUGGUACCAGUGGGCUGAGCAACGGCACCUCUCGUCUUACAGUGCACGACAACUACCAUAACCGUGAUGGUCUCAACGUGGCCGGAGCGCCACCGAGCAAGCGACAUUCUGGGCAUCAUUCGGGUAUACUCCAACAGGCACAGCACUACACACCUUCGUGGUGCACUACUCCCCGGCUACAACCAGCACCCGAGAUCAGGCCAAACUCGAGCUCGAGACAGUAUCCACCACAGGGAACGAGCCACUUCCAGCAGCAAAACAAUGCCAUGUCGCCACCUCGCACACCUGUCAGUACUGCCACGAGUAGACGGCCACCAGCGAUUCGGACGGAGCUACAGACAGCUGAAGCCGAACGAGACGCGUUACAGGCCCUUUUCCAACUAGGGUCGCCACACACAUCGCAGAUGCCUCGGAGUGCAACAGCAGCAUCCAGCCAAGCGUCGCCCCAGAAGAUGAACCUCGAUACGCCCCGGCGGGUAACCUUUGCACGGAGUGAGAGCGACAGCAGUGGCGGGAGUGGCCAUGUGCAGUACAGUUCUGCAGGCGUGCUCGAGAGCCAAUCAUGA